Rhodotorula toruloides NP11 is the source of this 2274-nucleotide messenger RNA. RefSeq lists its product as uncharacterized. NCBI's taxonomy places the organism in Eukaryota, Fungi, Basidiomycota, Microbotryomycetes, Sporidiobolales, Sporidiobolaceae. The transcript is spliced from 6 exons. Bases 1 to 2274 code for a protein of 757 amino acids. The record is from RefSeq and is a predicted model, not a curated record.
AUGGACCACCGCGACACUGGACCACUGGACGACGGUGACUUGGCUCUGCGCGCAGCGGACGCGCUGCUGGCGGAGGAAGAGGGAGGACAGGCGAGUCGAGAUGAUGGAAUCGCAGGAGGACAACACUCGAGGCGGACUUCGCUCGCUUCUGCGUAUGGCGCGGCUGGACACGCAGGACCGCACGUCGCAGGUGGAAAGGUCCUGGCAAGCUGGGCGGCCCUCGUCGUGCUGUCGGCUUGGACGAGUCGACUCGAGGCGACCCAACUCGCACGACACUCGAGGACCGUCGCAGCUUGGUUUCCCUUGACGCAUUUCAGCGUGCUCGGUGCGAUACUUGCGGUCUACCCUCUCCUGCGGGGACAGUCGCUCGCGAGGGGCGGAGGCGGACUCGAGUUGGGAGGAGGAGCGGGCUUGGCUCGCGAUAGGAGGGUUGGGAUGGCUGCUGGUGCGGCGGUGGCGUUGAGCUUGAUGCUGAGGGUGUGGGAGGUGCGCGUGGGACAGGAACGGCUGUGCGAGGCCAUCGAGGUCUUUGUCAUUCCCGCUGUCCUCGCCUUCUCGCCCUACAUCACCUCCAUCGUCUCGCCCGCUCACUCUCCCGCCACUGCGAGCUCCGCCCUCGUCAUGAUGGCCGCCGCAUCGACCUUCCUCAUCGGCUUCGCGCUCAUUGGAGUCCCGGCAAGCGGCGUGGCGGCCGCCCUCGCGCUCGUGCGGAUACCGCUCGACGCGGUGGGGCUGCUGUUCCUCAAGGAAGGACUGGGCGCGGAGAACCCGGCGCUUUUCUUGCGGGACGCGGUCUCGACCGCCACGACGUGCUCCCUCUUUGCGAUUCCCGUCACCCUCUUCUCCUCAGAAGCCGACAAGUCCCCGAGUCUCAACACGGGCGGCUUCGCCUCACUCCUCCUCAUCCUCCUCGUCUCGAUCCUCUCGCAACUCGCGCUCCUCUACAACCUCGCCAACACCUCUCUCGCAAUCUCGACCGCGUCGACGCUCUUCCCCCGCAACCUUUUGCUCCUGGUCUGGCAGAGCUUCGGACGCGAGUCGAUUCCGCUCCGCCAGAACUGGAUGCAGGUCCUCCUUGUCUACAUGUUCGGCACGGUAGGCGUCACAUGGGCAGAUGGGGAGGUCUGGAGUGCGUUUGCGCGCUGGCGGAAAGGAGGCGGCGACGCCUACAGCCUCUUGAGCGAGUCGAACGGGCACGCCAUGUCCUCACCUUCGGGCUCGCCCCCUCCGAACACCCGCAAACAAUCCAGCGACCGCACCUCCCCGUACUCCUCCCGCACCCCUUCGCUCCUCAGCCUCGUCCCCUUCUUCCCGCUCCUGAUCCACCUCCUCACCCUCCCGGUCAGCUACACCUCCGUCUCCCUCGCCUGUUCCUACCUCCCUCCCUCCUUGCGCUCGACCAUCUGCCCUACGAGCGCCUCAACACCGACGUCGCGCUCCGUGGACCUCGUAAUCGCCUACUACGACGAAGCGCUCGAGCGCACGCGCAACCACAUCAACGACGUGCGCAGGACGCCGUUCGUUCGGAAGAGAAGUAAUCGCGUUGUACUGUAUAACAAGGGGCCGAAGGGGGAGGAGGAGAUCAGGAAGGGACUGGGGUUGAGGUGGACGGAUGAGGUGGUGCCAAUCCCGAAUCUGGGGCGGGAGGGCGCGACGUACCUCACCCACAUCCUCCUGCACUACAACACGACGCUCUCCUCCCUCGUCCCCUCCUUCCAUCCCUCUCCGCCUCCCGCGUCCCUCCUCAUCCCCCUCUCACACCUCCGCACAACCCACCUCGCAGACCAUACCUACUUCCUCCAGCCUCACCUCGCCUGGGGAGACAUCGCCGCUCCCAGGAUGCGAAUCGUCGAGGACGACACGGGGUUUGCACAUUUCGGACCGCUGAUUAGGGGAGAAUGUGGGUUUGAUAAGCGCGUUGAUGUGGAUUUCCCGACGGUGAAGGAGCUGUUCAACAUCUUCGCGGGCGAGAUGUGUCCUCCCACCGGACACCUCAUGGCCUGGUCCGCCCAAUUCGCCGUCUCGAAGCGCCGCAUCCUCGCCAACCCCUACGCGCGGUACUCCUCGCUCUCCUCACUCCUCGAAGCGCCCUUGUCGCACUGGAUCCACAACCUCUGGGGCCCGAAUGACUCGGGCGGACCUUCGAACCCCGCGUUCGGGCACAGCGUCGAGCGCGCUUGGCCGGUCAUCUUUGGGUGUUGGGAUCCGAAGUUGGCCGCCGAGUGUCCGGAUGAGGUGGCGGAGAAGGAGAAGUGUCAAUGUUUGGAUACCUAG